GUGCAAAGACUUCGACGUGCAGAUCUUCUCGCAGUGGAUCCAAUUCGUGCUACUGGGGACUCUUUGGCUGGGCACCUGUGCGGAUUGGUGUCAACUCGGCCUUUGAGCAGUGUUUCAGGCUUUGUUUUGACAUCGAGGCAUACUGUUUGGGUCCCAACUCGCCAAUCUGUCAGGCCCCCUGAUCUUUGGCCUAGCGAGGCCCGUGUAUCUUUGGAAAUCGUGACCUCGUUGAGCCAGGCACUGCGAACUUUUGAGCUUCCGUGCCAUGAAGCAACGUCCUUCCAUCAAGACGUCUGGCCAGGGUCCCAAAGUGCAUCCAUCCUUGUCAACACACGGCGUUUUCAGGGAUUUUAG
This is a messenger RNA of Effrenium voratum, 354 nucleotides long. The record is from the annotation of a GenBank genome assembly. NCBI's taxonomy places the organism in Eukaryota, Dinophyceae, Suessiales, Symbiodiniaceae.